Phragmites australis (common reed) is the source of this 1976-nucleotide messenger RNA. Its product is annotated as purple acid phosphatase 2-like. Bases 314 to 1708 code for a protein of 464 amino acids. NCBI's taxonomy places the organism in Eukaryota, Viridiplantae, Streptophyta, Magnoliopsida, Poales, Poaceae. The transcript is spliced from 4 exons. Gene Ontology annotation, molecular function: acid phosphatase activity; metal ion binding. The record is from RefSeq and is a predicted model, not a curated record.
AGUCUAACUUCCAAGUCCUCGAUCAAAUGAAUCGGCACACUAAUCCCAAUCUCCAUGUCAAUUCAGUACAGAGUUUAGUCUUCGACCGGGACUCUAAGCCUAAGCACAAUUCAUAGGAUAUUCCCCACAAAUUGCGCAGACUGGACUCGGUUUAAACCCAAAAAAAUUCAGUAUCUAAUCUCUCAAGGGAUCUAUUUAAGCCACCUGAACUCCAGUCUCCAUUGCAUUGCAUCGCUUCGCUUUGCAGGCUCUGCUUCUCAAGUUGUUGGGGGGAAAGAAACAGGGGAGAGAGAAGCAGAGAAGUGCAAGCGACAUGUCGGGGGCUCGCCGGCGCCUGAGCAGCCUGGUUGCGCUCGCCGUGCUCCUUGCCGCCGCGGCGACGAGAGCCGAUGCUGGGCCCGGGGUGACGAGCGAGUACCGGCGGAAGCUGGAGGCCACGGUGGACAUGCCGCUCGACGCCGACGUCUUCCGCGUGCCGCCGGGCUACAAUGCUCCUCAGCAGGUGCACAUCACGGUGGGCGACCAGACGGGCACGGCGAUGAUCGUGUCGUGGGUGACGGAGAACGAGCUGGGCAACAGCACGGUGAUGUACGGCGGCGCGCCGGACAAACUGGAGUGCCAUGCGCAGGGCACGCACACGCGCUACGACUACUUCAACUACACCUCGGGGUUCAUCCACCACUGCACACUCAAGAACCUCAAGCAUAGCACCAAGUACUUCUACGCCAUGGGGUUCGGGCACACGGUGAGGACGUUCUGGUUCACCACCCCUCCCAAGCCGGGGCCUGAUGUACCGUUCAAGUUCGGGCUCAUUGGCGACCUUGGGCAGACGUUCGACUCCAACAGCACGCUGUCGCACUACGAGGCCAACGGCGGCGACGCCGUCCUCUUCAUGGGCGACCUCUCCUACGCCGACGACCACCCGCUGCACGACAACAACCGGUGGGACACGUGGGCCCGCUUCGUCGAGCGCAGCGUCGCCUACCAGCCCUGGAUCUGGACCGCCGGCAACCACGAGCUGGACUUCGCCCCGGAGCUCGGCGAGGAGAAGCCGUUCAAGCCCUUCACCCACCGCUACCCGACACCGUACCGCGCCGCCGGCAGCACGGAGCCGUUCUGGUACUCGGUCAAGCUGGCCUCGGCGCACGUCAUCGUUCUGUCCUCCUACUCGGCCUACGGCAAGUACACGCCGCAGUGGAUGUGGCUGCAGGGCGAGCUCAAUCGCGUGGACCGGAAGGUCACGCCAUGGCUCAUCGUGCUCGUGCACUCGCCCUGGUACAACAGCAACAACUACCACUACAUGGAGGGCGAGACGAUGCGAGUGCAGUUCGAGCGCUGGCUCGUCGACGCUAAGGCCGACCUCGUCCUCGCCGGCCACGUCCACUCGUACGAGCGCAGCCGCCGUGUCUCCAACAUCGACUAUGACAUCGUCAACGGCAAGUCCACGCCCAUCCGCAACCUCAACGCCCCCGUCUACGUCACCAUCGGCGACGGCGGCAACAUCGAGGGCAUCGCCAACAACUACACGCAGCCACAGCCGAGCUACUCGGCGUUCCGGGAGGCCAGCUUCGGGCACGCCACCUUCGAGAUCAAGAACCGGACGCACGCCUACUACGCGUGGCACCGCAACCACGACGGCGCCAAGGUCGUCGCCGACGGCGUCUGGUUCACCAACAGGUACUGGAUGCCCACCGAUGACUCCGACUGAUCACACGUGCGUCGUGAUCGAUCCAUGGAAACAUCGGUCCAGUUGCUGCACAAUUCGAUCGAGUUGUUCUUUGCACACCUUUAAAUUUCUGUUUGUUUUCGGUUGAAGCAGAUACACGUGCGAGCUUGCAAGUGUAGUCAGUUCUUUCUCUCUUUUUCAUUUUCUGAGAUCACUGUAAGCUGUUUCUAAUGUUCUUUUGUAUACCAGCUCUUAAACAUAUUUACGCAAAAAUCUAAAAGUAGAUAAUAUAUAUGAUGGUAUUUAUCGA